This is a messenger RNA of Aspergillus lentulus, 1947 nucleotides long. The record is from RefSeq and is a predicted model, not a curated record. NCBI's taxonomy places the organism in Eukaryota, Fungi, Ascomycota, Eurotiomycetes, Eurotiales, Aspergillaceae.
AUGGCCGAGACUCUUGGGGCUGCAGCGUCGAUUGUAGGGAUCGCAUCGCUUGCGGGGCAAAUCUGCAGCGGGGUCCAACAACUCUACACCUUUGUAGACUCUGUCAAACAAGCUCCAUCUGAUCUUCAGAACAUCAAAAAUGACAUCCUCCUCAUUGAGAGGGUCGUACGCCGCAUGGCCGAAGACUGUACCGACUUUCCUGAGCAUCGUGACAUUGAUCUUCUCAAAUCCUCCAUUGAGCUGUGCCUAUCUCGCGUUAACCGGCUUUUGACAAUCAUCCAAUCAUUUAAUACUUCGAGUCAGAAGAAUCGAACCAUUAAAUUGAUUAAGGCAACAGUGAAGAAGACAAGAGUAGCCGAGUUUGCGAAGGAGUUGGACAGUGCGAAAAUGACUUUGAUGCUAGUGUAUCAACAUCAUAUCCAGAAAUUAGGCCCUCCAGGCAUUAGCCAAUUGGCCUUCCGUUCUACUGGCAAUGCGGAACGGAUGGACCAAGAAAAGUUCAGCACACGGAUGGUAAAGUUCAGUCAAUCGUACAGCAACACGUCUGAAGUGAUAUACACACUUUGGCUUGGCAGCCUGUCCGUCAAAUCUCAAACCGUCACAUUAAGACCGGGAAAUCGAAAAUCAGAUACAGCGCAAACCGAGUAUCGAUCAGAGAAAAAGACAUUUACUCUAAGAUCAACAGGAUGGUGGUCUUCUCGCAUCAUCGAGCUGCAAGCUAUCCGACAAGCAAGCCAGUGGACUUUCUACCUACGACCAUGGCAAGUAGUCAGUCCUGAUUCUAUGCUGUUUGAUUUUUGUCGGGAGGGCGAUUUGCGCAACGUCCAACGACUCUUUAGUAAAGGCCUGGCAUCACCUUUUGAUGUGACCCCUGAGGGUGACACGGCAUUGCAUUUUGCAGCCUCGUCAGGAAACCCAGACUUGGUUGCAUUUCUUCUGUACAAUGGAGCAGAUGCGAAUGUGGAAAAUACAUCAGGACGGAACUCUCUUCAUCUCGCAAUGGUUAGUCCGCGAGAAGAAGAACAUCUGGAACUGGCCCGAUUGUUAGUGGAAAAAGGCCAAGUCGAUCCAAUGGGGUCAGCCCGCGAAUCUGGCGUCAUACAUUCAUAUGCUGGUCCGGUGGAGGCCUUCAAGUACCUCAUCCACCAAGAUGAGUUUUUCGUCGAUCUGGAAGAGCGAAACCGUGGUGGAAGGACGAUUCUGCAGCAUCAGAUCUUUCAUCGGCUUUUUUAUGGAGACUCGUUCGAGCGGAUCCAGGUCCUCUUCGCUGCUGGUCACCACCUUCCUGGCGGUCACAUUGAUGGAGACCCCACCUAUGACGGCUAUUCCGCACUCCACUGCGCCGCUCACGUCUGGGCUAAUGCGAAAUUGAGAGAAGAUGAGCACACGGCUCAGCAAAGCGAGUUGGUUCUCCGGAGUCUCUUGAGUAGAGGAGAGGAUAUACAUAGGAUAGGCGGCCGAGGUUACACCGCUUUAACGACUAUCGGCGAGAUGAUUCACUUUUGUAACAAGAGUCCGGAGCUCAAUCAGGGGGUUAUAGCUGCAUGGCUCAAUCUGCUUUCGGAGGCGGGACACGAUGUCAAGGCCUAUUGCUUGACGGAAGGUACACUCGAGAGGAAGAGACAGGAGUCUCCAAGAGCGGCUUUUCCUAAUUUUCUUGUCAUCUUCCAAGAGACGGACGGAGUGGAGGGACUUGAUGGCCUGCAGAUAUCUAUAUCCUCACUGGAACAAGUAAUCGAAGUGGAGGAAGACGAUGAAGAACCCCCGAAAAUCGAGAGCACACGAGCAUCGUCAUCCCAAGUGGCUCACGUUUUUUGGGAAAGGCGUACGGGCGUCAUGUAUCCAAACCUUUCAGUCUCGUUUGGUCUGACAAGGAACACAGCUGUGAUCGUGAUGUUCAUGUUAUUCGUCUACUCGUUCUUCACCUCAAAUAAGUUACAGCUUUGA